UUUUACCACCCUGUACAUAAAUGUUACGAAUGAAAUAAGUAUCUAUUUAUAACAUGCGACUGAGAAGAAGAUAACUUAAUUGAACUACGUAAUGAACUCAGUUGGUAUUCAAGUCAUAAUGGACAAACACUGAAUAAGAACAUGAAAGCCAUCUCGUUUCUCUGGAAAUCAAAGAAGAACAGAAAGAAAUCGAAAAUACAGGAAACAGCAGUUGACGGGUUUGGUGCCACGCUUUGUCAAUCUAUAAAUAAGUACGACAAUACCAGUUGUGUUGAUGCUUUGACAAUCUAUGAGAACGAUACACCAACAAAUACACUGAAGUAUCGUGGGGAUGCUAUCAAUCCAAAUGUGAGCCAGAAGUCAUCAUUAAGAGAAGAUCCAAAAUUUACUACUAGAUUUAGUUUAACACACAAAAGGAAAAGGACUAUCAGUAAUAACGAAUCAAGUAUAAGUGUUCGUUUUGAGGACUUUGACUUCCUAGAUGACGAAGACUGUGGACCGUGUAGCACACUUAAUGUCGAAGAGAACAACAUAAUAAGUGAGCGUACACGAGUAAGUUUCCCGGAUCAGGACUUGAAUGCAAUAAUGAAUCCAUAUUAUGGUAAUCCAGCCUCGGCGGUUCAUUAUGGUCCACAGCAAUCGCUAACGGUAUACAAUUAUGGGGGACAAGAACAGCUAGCACCAUAUCCACAGUGGCAGUAUACCCAGGGACAAGGUAGAACACAGGCCAACAUGCAACAGUGGUUAGGAUGGCGGCAGCAAAUGAACGAUCGGUUGGCUACGCAAAGUGUUUCUCGACAGACCAUCGGAUCAACAAUUGAAGAUGGAUUCGGUGUCCCUCCUAUGAAUUCUGUUUUAAGUCAAGUAUAUCACAAGAAUGUAAUGCAAACCCCUCUCAGCAAAAAGGAUUACUUGAUGUAUGGACUGCCACGGGUUGCGUUACAAAAUCAUAAUUACUAUGGAAACAACUAUCAAUACAACAACAACGCUAAGAAAACACAAUAUAAACCCCAAUGUACUGCAGACAUCAUUAAUCACGAGGUACCCCCAACCACCAUGCACCCAUUGAACGAGGAGGAUUCCGACGAUGAGUAUUCAGGCGGUAGUGAACAGAGCCUCCAUAUAGGCAGAGCUCCAGCUGUACAGUCCCGAUUAUUUUCCAAAACUAGCAGAGCCGCAGCUCGACAACGCCGUGAGGUCCAACCUUCGGCCAUCUUUGGAAAACUAGAUGCCGAUAUAAAUGAUAGAAAACCAAUUUCACGUUCAUCAAGCAAAGUCAGUGAGCUCGCUAAAAGGUUUGAUGGCCAUCAAAGCGCCAUGCCCCGUCGAAGAGGACCUUCAACGAGCACGUGUACAUCAAAUAUUGUCCCACAAGGGCCUCCACUUCCCCCGAUAUUAAGAAGUCACCAGAUUCAACAUGAAACCAAUACAAAAGUGUCAUAUUCCGACGACGAAUCAUCAGAGGAUGAUAGCAUCAGUGACAAACGUGGACAGUCCGUAUUCCGCGGAAGGAAUUUCAAUAUUCCCACAAUUUCCUCAUCCCCCAAGCUCAGACGCCUCCCUGAACCAAACACAACCCCCGGUGAACCUGAACCAGUAUAUUUAAAACAACCAAAACGAAAUUUUGUCAUAGAGAAACCUCGUUUAGAAAAAAAAUACCCACGGAUUCCAAGUCCAAAUGCGUCUCCUCCGGCAGAGAAUGGGAAGAAUGAUGGCGAUGGUUCUAUCAAAUCACUCACAAACCCAUUUGGAUGGAUGUGAUUCUGAAAUAUAUUGGAAUAAUUUUUCGUAACAUCAGCUAAUAUUCAAAUUUUUAACAUGCUGUUGCACCAAGUCGUUCUAAUUAGAAUUGAAGUUUAUAAAAUCUGUCACCAGUCUUUGACAUACUAUAAUUGAGUCAUUUUCUCCACAAUAAGAUAUCCUCUAACCGAUCCUUCUUUAAGUCAAUGAUAAUUUUUUUGAUCCUAGUAAUGUGAAAUUUAGGAUUUCUGAUUUUUGAACGGUUCGAUAUUCUAUUUUUAAUAUUUAUUUGACAGACGCCUUAGAACCGGCGGCACACUAACAUAGGUGCGUCACAUUUAAAACAAUAAUUUGUACUAAAAACAUUUAUACAAGAAC
Molecule: messenger RNA, 2118 nt
Organism: Owenia fusiformis
Lineage: Eukaryota; Metazoa; Annelida; Polychaeta; Sabellida; Oweniidae
Source: the annotation of a GenBank genome assembly